This is a messenger RNA of Helianthus annuus (common sunflower), 1912 nucleotides long. RefSeq names its product chitin-inducible gibberellin-responsive protein 1. Gene Ontology annotation, biological process: regulation of DNA-templated transcription. Gene Ontology annotation, cellular component: nucleus. NCBI's taxonomy places the organism in Eukaryota, Viridiplantae, Streptophyta, Magnoliopsida, Asterales, Asteraceae. Bases 257 to 1783 code for a protein of 508 amino acids. Gene Ontology annotation, molecular function: DNA-binding transcription factor activity; sequence-specific DNA binding. The transcript is spliced from 2 exons. The record is from RefSeq and is a predicted model, not a curated record.
CUUGUUUUACAAAUUCUCCUGAAGCUUCAUACACGACCCAAAAAAUAAAAUAAAAAAACAAAUAUAAUUUUAUAAUCAUAUGAUCUUAUCUUUCAGCUCUUGUAAUCUUUCUUCUUGUUGAAGGCUUAUUUAUUUAUAAACUUGUGAAGUCAGACAUACACAGCCAUAGACCCUGCAGUUAUUCUUUGGUCAACAAAACAAUACUAACCUUCAAAACAAGCAAAUGAUGUACAUCAUCUGAUGGUUAUCAUAUAGCAUGGGAUCAGAACAGUUUUACGCUUAUAGAUUUACUGGUCAACCGUCAACUUACUCCUCGCCCAACAAAAAACUCCCCGUGGCGUCCACGUUAAUCGAAAAGUUUGAAGUACGAAACUCUCCCAACUGUCCUUUUUCGAACCCGUUCGAUUCCGAAACAUUGAGCUCAGGUGCUAGUCCUUCUUCCUUUGAAGUUUGUACCUCUUUUAACCAAUCGGAGAGUAUUCACUGCAUGAAAAACGCUCUUCAGGAUAUAGAAACGACGCUGAUGGCUUCAGAUGAGGGGCCCUCUGGUCAUACCAAGUGGCCGCAACAGUGGACCCACGAACCCGCCGGUUCAAACAUGGUCCAACCGCAAGCAGUAUAUGGCCCGAGAUAUGGCCUAUCUGGUAACAAUGAUAGUAAUAUCAAUCUAAAGCAGUUGCUCAUUGCAUGUGCGAGUGCUCUAGCUGGGAACAAGAUUCACGAGUUUGAGAAUUUAGUCGAACGCGCACGCGCUUUGGUUUCCAUUACCGGUGACCCGAUUCAGAGGCUCGGUGCGUAUAUGGUGGAAGGGUUGGUGGCUAGAAGGGAGUUAUCGGGUAGUUACAUUUAUCAGGCUCUUAAAUGUCGCGAGCCCGUAGGGGAAGAUUUACUUUCGUACAUGCAUAUAUUAUACGAAGUAUGCCCGUAUUUGAAAUUCGGGUAUAUGGCUGCAAACGGUGCGAUAGCAGAAGCUUGCAGAAGUGAAGACCGGAUCCACAUCAUUGACUUCCAAAUCGGUCAAGGGACCCAAUGGAUGACUCUUUUGCAAGCCCUUGCCGCUCGACCUGGCGGCCCGCCACAUGUUCGGAUCACGGGGAUCGACGAUCCGGUCUCGAAAUACGCGCGUGGGGACAGUUUGGAUUUAGUUGGAAACCGGUUAGAAUUUCUUUCGGAAAAGUUCAAAAUUCCAAUCGAGUUUCAUUCGCUUCCGGUUUACGCCCCGUUUGUGACCAAAGAAAUGCUCGACGUUCGACCUGACGAAGCCCUCGCGGUUAAUUUCCCGUUUCAACUCCACCACAUGCCUGAUGAAAGCGUCGAUGUGAAUAACCCGCGCGACGAGCUGUUACGAAUGGUGAAGUCUCUUUCACCGAAAGUGGUAACGUUAAUCGAACAAGAAUCGAACACAAAUACCGCCGCUUUCUUUCCGAGAUUCUUGGAAGCGUUGGAUUUUUACUCGGCGAUAUUCGAGUCGCUGGAUGCAACUUUAGCGCGGGAUCGAAAAGACAGAAUAAACGUGGAACAACAUUGUUUGGCUCGUGAUAUAGUGAAUGUUAUCGCGUGUGAGGGUAAGGAGAGAGUGGAACGACAUGAGUUGUUUAGAAAAUGGAGGUCGAGGUUAACUAUGGCGGGGUUCAAGCAGUCUCCGUUGAGCGGUUAUGUGAAUUCGGUUAUAGGGAAUUUGCUCAAGUGUUACUCUGGGCAUUAUACUUUGGUGGAGAAAGAUGGAGCUUUGUUAAUGGGAUGGAAAGAUAGGGAUCUUAUGUCAGCAUCUGCUUGGCAUUGAGAGUUGAAAGACAUAGGGUUUUAGUGUAACACAUGAUUCUAAAAUAAGAUUCUUAGUUGUAUACAUAUUUGUUUUUGGUAGAGUUGUAUGGAUGUAGAGUUCAGUUUAUGUUUUUUGCUUUGUUGUUCA